AUGUUAAAAAUUAUUUUACCCACAAUUAUACUCUUACCAAUAACCCUCUUAUCCCCAGCAAAAUUCAUAUGAACUAACACCACAGCACAUAGCCUUAUAAUUGCCCUAAUCAGCUUACACUGAUUAACCCCAUCAUACUACCCCCUAAAAAAUCUAACCUCCUGAACUGGUGCUGACCAAAUCUCAACCCCACUACUAGUCCUCUCAUGCUGAUUCCUCCCUCUUAUAAUCAUAGCUAGUCAAGGCCAUUUACAGCACGAACCUCACCUACGAAAACAAAUAUUUAUCUCAACCCUCAUCAUUAUUCAACCAUUUAUCAUCCUAGCCUUCUCAUCAACAGAACUAAUAUUAUUCUACAUCUCAUUUGAAGCCACCCUAAUCCCAACCCUAAUCUUAAUUACCCGCUGAGGAAACCAACCAGAACGACUCAGCGCAGGCAUUUACCUCCUAUUCUACACUCUAAUUAGCUCCCUACCCCUACUAAUCUCCAUCAUUUACCUGCACUCAAAAACAGGAACACUCCACUUACCUAUUCUUAAACUUACCCAUCCAAAUUCAACGGCCUCAUGAACAAACCUACUAUCCAACCUAGCUCUCCUAAUAGCAUUUAUAGUCAAAGCACCCCUAUAUGGCCUCCACCUAUGACUCCCCAAAGCCCAUGUCGAAGCACCAAUCGCAGGCUCAAUAUUACUUGCUGCCCUACUACUAAAACUAGGCGGCUACGGUAUUAUACGAGUAACACUACUCAUACAGCCCGUAUGCAACUAUCUACACUUCCCUUUCCUCACCCUAGCCCUAUGAGGGGCCCUAAUGACCAGCUCCAUCUGCUUACGCCAAACAGACUUAAAAUCUCUCAUUGCCUACUCAUCCGUAAGCCACAUAGGACUCGUAAUCGCCGCAAGCAUGAUCCAAACUCAAUGAUCAUUUUCAGGGGCAAUAAUCCUAAUAAUCUCCCACGGACUUACAUCAUCACUCCUAUUCUGCUUAGCUAACACGAACUACGAACGAACGCAUAGCCGCAUUCUCAUUCUUACACGAGGCCUACAACCCCUCCUACCCCUAAUAGCCACAUGAUGACUCCUAGCUAACCUAACCAACAUAGCCCUCCCUCCAACAACCAAUCUAAUGGCAGAAUUAACAAUUAUAAUUGCCUUAUUUAACUGAUCCCCUCCCACAAUUAUCUUAACCGGAACUGCAACGCUCUUAACUGCUUCCUACACCCUUUAUAUACUCCUAUCCACUCAACGAGGUACCCUUCCCACCCACAUUAUAUCAACUCCAAACUCCAACACACGAGAACACCUCCUCAUAAUUCUUCACAUCAUUCCUAUACUAGCCCUCAUUCUCAAACCAGAACUAAUCUCAGGAACUCCUCUAU
Messenger RNA from Meleagris gallopavo (turkey), 1378 nucleotides. The record is from the annotation of a RefSeq genome assembly. Lineage: Eukaryota; Metazoa; Chordata; Aves; Galliformes; Phasianidae.